Molecule: messenger RNA, 3423 nt
Organism: Fragaria vesca subsp. vesca
Lineage: Eukaryota; Viridiplantae; Streptophyta; Magnoliopsida; Rosales; Rosaceae
Product: receptor-like protein kinase-like
Exons: 2
Coding region: 153-3179 (1008 amino acids)
Biological process (GO): protein phosphorylation
Cellular component (GO): plasma membrane
Molecular function (GO): protein binding; ATP binding; protein kinase activity
Source: RefSeq, a predicted model, not a curated record
CUCUCUCUUCACCCAAAAGUUUCACCUCUCUGCAGAAGCACAACCUCAACCGCUUGUACCUGCCAUUUCUGUCCACAAAGAAAGCUUCCAUCUUUGUCUGCUUCUCUCAUCAGUGAGUGCUUCCUUCUUCUAUUUCUUUACCUUAGAAUACCAUGCAGUUCCAUUUCCUGUUCUUGUUCUUGUGCUUCUCUGUUUCCAUAACCACUAUAACUAGUUUGAGCUCUGAUGGGCUUGUUCUACUGUCCCUCUUAAACCACUGGACUUUUGUCCCCAACCCCAUUUCCUCAAGUUGGAAUCUUUCUGAUUCCACACCAUGCAAUUGGGUAGGAGUAGAAUGUGAUCCGGCCCACAAUGUUCUUGCCUUAAAUGUCUCUAGUUAUGACAUUUCUGGUCAGUUAGGGUCUGAAAUUGGGAACUUGAGUCACUUAGAGACUCUUGUUUUGAGUUCCAAUAAUUUUUCUGGCCAAAUUCCCAUGGAGUUGGCCGAUUGUAGUCUUCUUGAGACCUUGGACUUGUCUGGAAAUGGGUUCUCUGGAAAAGUUCCUGAUAACUUGGACAAGUUGGGAAAUUUACAGUACUUGAGUUUGAGUGAUAAUUAUCUGGAAGGGCAGAUUCCUUCAUCUAUUGGAAAUUGCAAGAACUUGGUUUACUUGGAUUUGUCAUCCAAUCAGUUUAGUGGAGGUGUUCCUUCUGCACUUGGCAAUUGUACUGGUUUAGAGGAAUUUUCAGCUGCAGUUAACAAAUUAGUUGGUCCAAUACCUUCUUCCUUUGGCCUACUAGAUAAGCUACGAAUUCUAUACCUUCCUGAGAAUCAGCUGUCAGGAAGAAUACCUCCAGAACUUGGUAAAUGCAAGUCCUUGACCGAACUACAAUUGUAUUCGAACCAGCUAGUUGGAGAAAUUCCUGAUGAGUUGGGAAUGUUGACCAACCUGCAGGACCUUGAAUUAUUCCAAAACAACUUAACUGGUGAGAUUCCAGUUAGCAUAUGGAAGAUUCAAACUCUUCAAUAUGUCCAUCUCUACAUGAAUAACCUCACUGGGGAACUGCCUUUAGAGAUGACGGAGCUCAAGCAACUUAAAAACAUCACAUUGUACAACAACCAGUUCUAUGGAGUUGUACCUCAAGCUUUCGGGAUUAACAGCAGUUUAGUUUGGGUGGAUUUUAUGUAUAAUAAGUUCACUGGUAGCAUCCCUCCAAAUCUUUGCUUUGGAAAGCAGCUAUGGGCAUUGAAUAUGGGGUUCAAUCAAUUUCAAGGUACCAUACCUUCUGAUGUCGGAAGUUGUUCAACUCUUUGGAGGAUGAGACUUGAACAGAAUAACCUGACCGGAGUUCUCCCACAAUUUGUGAAAAAUUCUGAGCUUUCAUAUAUGGACAUCAGCAGCAAUGAGAUUAGUGGAGAAAUUCCAUCAAGCUUGGGAAACUGUAGCAGCCUCACCACCAUCAUCUUGUCCAUGAACAACUUAACAGGAGUUAUACCAGAAGAGCUUGGUUACCUUGCAGAUCUUCAAAAGUUGAAUCUUUCCCACAAUAAUUUGGUGGGUGCUUUGCCUUCUAGCCUAUCCAAUUGUACCAAAAUGCAGGAGUUUGACGUGGGGUCCAACUUCUUGAAUGGUUCAAUUCCUUUGAGUUUGAGCAGAUGGACAGGUUUAUCUAAAUUGGUAUUGAGUGAAAACAGGUUCACUGGCGGCAUUCCACCUUUCUUGUCAGAAUUUGAAAAGCUUUCCGAGCUACAACUUGGUGGAAAUUUGUUGGGAGGUGUGAUUCCAUCGUCGGUUGGAGCUCUGCAGAAUUUGUUUUAUGCUAUGAACCUUAGCAAUAAUGCAUUGACAGGUGAGGUCCCUUCAGACAUUGGAAAGCUGAUGAUGCUACAGCGGUUAGAUUUAUCUCAUAACAACUUGACAGGGAGUUUAAGAGUUCUUGAUGGCAUGAAGUCAUUAAUUGAAGUUAAUGUUUCAUUCAAUGGCUUCACUGGUGCAGUACCAGAAACACUGAUGAACCUGUUGAACUCAUCCUCAUUUUCCUUUUCCAGCAAUCCCUCCCUAUGUGUCAGCUACCUUCCAUCAUGUGGCUACACUUGUGCCGGAAACAACACUAUUAAACUCUGUAAUAGUCCAUCAAGCAAGCCGAAAGGACUUAGCAAAGUGGGAAUUGCAUUUAUAGCGGUCGGAUCAUCGAUACUUGUUGUUUCUCUGCUGUAUCUACUGCUUUAUUUGUUUUGCUUGAGCAGAAGGACUAAGAAGGAGCUUGGGGUCUCUGAUCGAGAGGGUCCAUCUUCCUUACUCACAAAAGUCAUGGAGGCUACAGAGAACCUUAAUGAUAGAUAUAUUAUUGGGAGAGGAGCCCAUGGAACUGUUUAUAGAGCUUCUUUGGAUGAUGAUGAAGAUUUUGCUGUCAAGAAGCUUGUAUUUGCAGGGCAUGAAGGAACGCGUUUGAGCAUGAUAAGAGAACUUCAAACCCUUGGGAAGAUCAAGCACCGGAAUCUGGUCAAAUUAGAAGACUUCUGGUUAAGAAAGGACUAUGGCUUAAUCUUGUACAGGUACAUGCAGAACGGGAGCCUUCAUGAUGUUUUACAUGAAAUUAGUCCGCCACUAAUACUGGAGUGGAGUGUCCGCUACAAGAUAGCACUGGGAACUGCAUACGCUUUGGAAUAUCUCCAUUAUGAUUGUGUGCCCCCAAUAGUGCAUCGUGAUAUCAAGCCAAUGAACAUUCUCUUAGACUCUGAGAUGGAAGCUCAUAUUUCUGAUUUUGGUAUUGCUAAACUCUUGGAUCAGUCCACUCCUUCAACGAUUUCCAUCUCAGUUGUUGGUACAACUGGAUAUAUCGCACCAGAAAAUGCAUUCAGAACAGCAAACAGUGUGGAGUCUGAUGUGUACGGUUAUGGGGUUGUAUUACUUGAGCUGAUAACUAGAAGGAAGGCAUUGGAUCCAUCUUUUAUGGAGCAAACUGACAUUGUAGGAUGGGUUAGAUCAGUGUGGAGUGAUACAGAAAAAAUUGAUAGGAUUGUUGAUUCAAGCAUUAUGGAGGAACUUCUAGACUCAAGUAUCAGGGACCAGAUUGUUGAUGUAUUUUUGGUGGCUCUCAGCUGUAUUCAUAAUGAUCCUAAAAAGCGACCCAUGAUGAGAGAUGUUAUCAAGCAAUUAUUAGAUGUAAAGUCCCCAAUGAGGAGCACAAAAUUCUAGCUUUUGGACAUAUCCAAAUGGGUUGCUCUAAACAGGUAAAUUGGAUCCCCUGUCUGCAGUUUUAAUCUAUUAGUACUGUAUCAUUAUACAAAUAUAGUCGAUAUAUAAUCUUCUCUUCUGUGUUGGUGUUUCUGUUCUUAGUGUCUCUUAGUAGCCAUAUCCAUAAUCUAGUAAAGCAAUGUAAAAAAAUUGAAGACUGAUGUCUGGCGGAAACAAUAUGAAUGUUAAGCAUCUUUUAAUUCAA